Syngnathus typhle (broad-nosed pipefish) is the source of this 1303-nucleotide messenger RNA. It is a transcript of the gene sco1, whose product is annotated as protein SCO1 homolog, mitochondrial. Gene Ontology annotation, cellular component: mitochondrial inner membrane. The transcript is spliced from 8 exons. The record is from RefSeq and is a predicted model, not a curated record. Gene Ontology annotation, molecular function: copper chaperone activity; copper ion binding. Bases 153 to 1055 code for a protein of 300 amino acids. Gene Ontology annotation, biological process: intracellular copper ion homeostasis; mitochondrial respiratory chain complex IV assembly. Lineage: Eukaryota; Metazoa; Chordata; Actinopteri; Syngnathiformes; Syngnathidae.
AGUUCCGCUUUAAACACGCUGAUCUGAGAUCCGCCUUCGCGUCCAUUCUGACCUUUGUCUCAUACACGAGCUGAUCUGAGAGCAACUAUGUUAAAGAGCGAGUUCCGGCUUCCCUGACGUCAAAUUUUGUAAACUUGGAGAUUCAAUUGAAUAUGUCGUUAAGUGUUUUGGUUCGCCGUUUGGGCUGCAGGCGGUUUGGCGGUGACGUAAAUGUCUUCCAAAGCGUCACAUUUAUCCACCGCCUCGUAUGGAGAGACAUCGCAGCGAUGCGCACGGUGUCAUCGCUGCCGUCAAGCGUUUGCUGCCGAGUGAAGCCUUGCAACCGCUGCCUAGCAACACGAUGUCAACAUCCCCAAAGCGCCAAGCGGUUUUCCACGCUUCCUCCAAAGCCUUCAUCACGGGACAAAUCCAAGAAAUCUGGGCCCGUCACAUGGAAGUCUUUAGCAGUAACCUUCGCCAUGGGUGGGGCUCUGCUUGGCGGGAUGAAGUACUUAAAGAGCGAAAAAGAAGAACUAAUGGAAAAAGAGCGCAACAAGUCGUUGGGGCGCCCGGCGCUGGGCGGACCAUUUUCGCUGGUGGACCACAAUGGAAAGUCGGUGAGCAGCAACGACUUCCUGGGCCAGUGGGUGCUAAUCUACUUCGGCUUCACGCACUGUCCUGACAUCUGCCCCGACGAGCUGGAGAAGAUGAUAGAGGUGGUGGAUGAAAUUGAUAAAAUAAAGUCUCUGCCCAAGCUGACACCCAUUCUCAUCACUAUUGACCCUGACAGGGACACGCCGGAGGCCAUGGGGGCUUACGUCAAAGAGUUUUCUCCGAAGCUAAUUGGCCUGACGGGGACGACGGCUGAAGUGGAGCAAGUGUCGAGAGCUUAUCGAGUUUACUACAGUCAAGGACCCAAAGACGAAGACAACGACUACAUUGUGGAUCACACCAUCAUCAUGUACCUUGUUGGACCCGACGGACUCUUUGUGGACUAUUUUGGUCAAAACAAAAGAAACGUGGAGAUCUCCAAUAGCAUCGCAGCUCACAUGAGGAAGUACAAGAAGGACAAGUGAUUGGACACCAAACAGGAUAAAUUAACCUGAUGAACUUGAAUCAAAAGUGUCUUUUGUUAUUUGUUUGAAAAUGAAAACAUAUUUAUCACAAUUCACAGCAGACUCUUCAAGAAUGUUGAUUUUUAAAUACAGCACUGCCUUUACGUGAGCUUUUUGGAGCUUUGGAGUUGGUCUAAUUUUUUUUUUUUUUGCUUCACAUUGUAAGCCAAAAUUUGUCACGUUAUCAUAAAAAGUUCGAAGUCCUGGUA